Cladocopium goreaui is the source of this 2264-nucleotide messenger RNA. Lineage: Eukaryota; Dinophyceae; Suessiales; Symbiodiniaceae. The record is from the annotation of a GenBank genome assembly.
AGCGUCGGGCCAUGGCUCCACCCUGACGCCAUGGCUCGCUUGGCGCGGCGCAGUCUGCGGAUCAAAGAUCUGCCGAUCUUCAGCCUGUCGCAGUCCUUCCGGGACCUCGCUGAUACGGAGCUCCCAGAGUUGCCGUUGAACUUCUUUGAACCUCGAUAUGUGGAGCUAGCGAGACGCAUUGCUCCCCCGAAGGGCGAUGGAAAGUUCGGCUACACCCAAGUCGUGCAGCGCAGAAAGGGUGGCCGAGGCAUGCUGGUGGCGGCUCGUGACUUCCGCUGGUCGGGCUCUGAUGGCCCAGUGGUGUUUUUCGCGCGGGGGUUGCGGCGUUUUCGUAUCCUCUCUGUGCGCAGUGAGUCGAUGAAGCAAGGGGAUCCCCUCUACAAGGCCCACGUGCAGCUGCUUUCAGAUCGGGAUCUGUCCCGGAUGCAGGUUUCGCAGGAUUCCACUGGACCCGGCACCAUCUUUGGACAGGUCUAUGUCCAGGAUGGUGGCGGCUUGGGCUUUGCUUCUUACCAUUUUCAUCAAGAGGGGUCUUUCAUCUCCUAUGAGAGUGCCAUGAGCAAAUCCUUCAGUCCUUUGGAUGAUGGCAGCCAGCCUCCACAGAGGAAGGAGUUUCUGGAUGCUUCCUUUGAUCAGGAGAAGCGCAUUUUCCGAGGCACCAUCGACUGGUCGCCUAGCUCCUGGCAGGGCGAUCAGCGAUGGGUCUAUCAGAUGUAUUUCUCCACAGACUUUGAGCAGAUCGUGGGUGGCAUAGUAGAAGCCAUUCCGGCAGAUCCAGCAGGCCGAAGUAAAAUCAUUCGCUUUGGUGUCAACUUGCACUACAGCCGCUUGCAGUUGGGCCUGGAUGCCGAUUCGGUCAAGGAUGUGCUUCUGCAGUCCGGCGUCCCCGCCUCCAACGCCGAGGCGGCGCUGGGCGAGGCCGUCGUAGCCACGGCGGAGCCGUUGGCGGCGACGACGUUGGCGGAGGCGGAGGAGACGCUGCAGCUGGCGGAACCAGUGCGGGGGCACAUGUGCCAACGCCGCACUGUCCAGCGCUCUCUAAAAAGCAUCAUCUCCUCAAGCCGGCCCUACUGGGCGCGCUUGGCGGCAGUGACUCGCCUUGGCAGGCUGGCCACGCCACCUGUGCCGGUAAUGGAAGCAGAGAAUGCCCUGCAUGCAGCUCUUCUGGCGGUGGCCGAAAAUGGAGAAGGUGAACUGCAAGGGGCAAUUGAAGAUGCACUGCGCAGUUGUUGGGAAGAUUCCGGGGAUGCGAAGGUGAACGCCGAGAUGGCGGAGGGCGUACAGCUCUUGGACGACCAAAAGGUUGAUGAAGCACUGCAGAUCUUCACUGGAGUCCUGGAGAAGGCCCCAGGCUUUGCAGAAGCUUGGCACAAGCGCUCCAUCGCCUACUUCGCGCAGAAGAACUUCAAGGAGGCCGUGGAGGACUGCCGCAAGGCGUUAGAGAUCCGACCUCUGCACUACUGGUGUUUGACGGGGAUGGGUACAUGUCACUACGAGCUGGGGGAGAAAGAGAAGGCAAUGGAAUGCUGGAAGGCUGCGCUUCAGGUGUGUCCCUUGAUGCCUGGGGCGCAAACCAAGCUGGACGAAGCCGAAGUGAAUGAAAUCAUCGACCAGCAUUUGAGGCCACGCAUGGAUCGGCUCAUCAACGCUUUUGGAGAUGGGGAGCCACAACUGGAGCUAGCUGGGUCAAGCCACUGGGACGUCCAUCGCAUCCGCAUGGACCAGGAGAAGUUCCCGGGAGUUUGGGCCUACUUCUUCAGAUUAUCUUUGCGCCGGCCUGCGGGAUGCAGCACCCUGAAGAGCAGGGCAAGGUUCUACGUCUUGAAGGGCUCAGAUGGGAAGGUCUUCCCCUUCACGCGGCCAACCAUUGGCAGUGCUAGCUUCAGCCUAAAACCAGGCGAGGAGUACAAGUUUUGCUGGUGCCUUGUGGUGGGCCGCGAGCUGCAACGAAUUGUCGCGGGGCAGCUGAUGGAAACAGAGGACACAGCUGGUGCUUCGGGCGCUGCGGGGGAGUUUCAUCACGAGGAGCUGCCCAUGCUGUUCCCCACGGGCGCGCCGGAGAUCGAGCUGUCUGACGCGGAACGACUUGGGCCGGGAGACGGCUACACCUUCACGGGCCAUUUGGACCUAUGGACCAUGGCAGGCUUCUGAGCUUCGCAAGGGAGCUGGCUAGUGGGUCGUUAGAAAUGGCGCUUGAGCACCCUUUGAAGGCUCAAGUGGAUGCGAUUCUUUGUGCAUAGUCGCCUUUUUGCGGCCUUCUGCCA